Triticum urartu is the source of this 869-nucleotide messenger RNA. Its product is annotated as protein NUCLEAR FUSION DEFECTIVE 4-like. The record is from RefSeq and is a predicted model, not a curated record. NCBI's taxonomy places the organism in Eukaryota, Viridiplantae, Streptophyta, Magnoliopsida, Poales, Poaceae. Gene Ontology annotation, cellular component: membrane.
UAGCCGCAGCAAGCAAACCAGCCAGCACACUCGUAGCAACUGUAAACUAGCUAGUCCAAUCGAGCUAGCUGAGCCAUGGUGUCCGGCGAUGGCGGCCGAGUGCCGUCGACGCAAUUCGCGAAGCACGUGGUGGGCGGGCGGUGGUUCAUGUUCUUCGCGUCGAUCCUCAUCAUGGCGGCCGCGGGCGGCACCUACAUCUUCGCCAUCUACUCCAAGGCCAUCAAGUCGUCGCUGGGGUACGACCAGCAGACGCUUAACACGCUCAGCUUCUUCAAGGACGUGGGCGCCAACGUCGGCAUCCUCCCAGGCCUCAUCAACGAGGUCACCCCGCCCUGGGUCGUCCUCGCCUGCGGCGCCGCCAUGAACCUCGUCGGCUACCUCAUGAUCUACCUCUCCAUCACCGGCCGCACCGCGCGCCCGCCCGUCUGGCUCAUGUGCCUCUACAUCGCCGUCGGCGCCAACUCCCAGUCCUUCGCCAACACCGGCGCGCUCGUCACCGCCGUCAAGAACUUCCCCGAGGACCGCGGCGUCGUGCUGGGGCUCCUCAAGGGCUUCGUCGGACUCAGCGGCGCCAUCUUCACGCAGCUCUACCGCGCCAUCUACGGCACCGACAACGACGGCGCCGACCUCGUGCUGCUCAUGGCCUGGCUCCCCGCCGCCAUCUCUCUGGUCUUCAUCCCCACCAUCCGCAUCAUGCCGCGGGACACCCCGGCCGCCGCCAGCAGCACCCGGGAGCGCAAGGCCUUCUUCUACUUCCUCUACGCCUCCAUCGUGCUCGCCGUCUACCUCCUCGUCAUGAACGUGGUGGAGCUGGAGGUGCUCAAGUUCCCCAGGACCGCCUACUACGUCACCGCCACCGUGCUCCUCCU